AUGAAAGAUCAUGGACUCAAGCAUAAAAUUCCCCCCAAGAAAGUGUAUAACAACUGGGGUGGUGGGACUGGUCGGAUCAAGGAUCUCUACUCGUAUCAUUACACUCUAAAAUAUAAGGAGAAGUUCAUGGAAGAAGCAGAGGAAUUCGAUAAGAUGAGAGCGGGGCCUCUCGACCGUGCACUGCCAAAUUCUCGUGGGGUUACAACGCCAAUGAGCCAUGUUGCAGCUGUCAAAGAGUAUCUUGAUCAGGCCACCGAAAACGCGGAAAGGGAGGAAAAUCAGGCUGCGGAGUCAAGAUAUAUGGAACAGUUCGAUAAAGAGUUCCGUGACCUCGAAAAGAAUGUUUUUGGUGCGAUGAGCGAGGAGCAGAAGAGCAGUUUCUACGCAAGAGUCGAGCACGAUCUCGCAACUUCGGCACCAGAUGGUAGCGGUAUUACAGCCAAGGACCUUGAGCUCGACGAGCCAUAG
This is a messenger RNA of Penicillium angulare, 468 nucleotides long. RefSeq lists its product as uncharacterized. The transcript is spliced from 5 exons. The coding region runs from base 1 to 468 and encodes 155 amino acids. The record is from RefSeq and is a predicted model, not a curated record. Lineage: Eukaryota; Fungi; Ascomycota; Eurotiomycetes; Eurotiales; Aspergillaceae.